AAGUUCCUCACGCGCCCAUCGUUAGCCAGAACCAACCCCGAGCCCGAAGAAAAAAAAAACACAAGAAAAUAAUACACAACUGGCGACGGUGGAGCAGGUUCGCAGAGUUCUGAUCCCUGGCUAAUCCUCCGGGAGUUAUGGCCGGCGACAUGUCCAUCGGCUGUGCGGCACUAAAGCGUUCCAGCAAGCUGAGGUCCUGCACCAGUGCCGCCGACACGGAUUCGAUGCAUUUGCCCAGCGACCACAAGGAGAAUGGCAACCUGGUGAAAACGCCUCCAGUUCCGCCCCAGAACAUGCGGGGCGGCCUGCGAGUCUACAAGAUCGUGAUCCUGGGCGACGGGGGCGUGGGCAAGUCUGCUGUGACCCUGCAGUUCGUGAGCCACAGUUUCCUGGACUACCACGACCCGACAAUUGAGGACUCCUACCAGCAACAGGCUGUCAUCGACAACGAGGCCGCUCUGCUUGAUAUCCUUGAUACCGCCGGCCAGGUGGAGUUCACGGCCAUGCGGGACCAAUACAUGCGCUGUGGUGAAGGUUUCAUUAUAUGCUACUCGGUCACCGACCGCCACAGCUUUCAGGAGGCAUCCGAAUACCGGAAGCUUAUCACACGAGUGCGUCUCUCGGAGGACAUUCCACUGGUACUGAUCGCCAACAAGGUGGACCUGGAGUCGCAGCGCCGCGUGACCACCGAGGAGGGCAAGAAUUUGGCCAACCAAUUUGGUUGCCCCUUCUUCGAGACGUCGGCUGCACUGCGUCACUACAUCGAUGAAGCGUUCUACACGCUGGUCCGUGAAAUCCGGCGCAAGGAGAUGCAGAAAGCGCUGGGCACGGACUCCAGCUCGGAGAAGAUUCAUACGCGCCAUCGCAGCCGCUGGUGGCGCAUCCGCUCCAUCUUCGCACUGGUGUUCCGUCGCCGGCGAAACCUCAACUAGGCCAAGGUGUCCAGAUUUCUUAUUGAACGAGUGCAAUAUUAUAAUUUUUUUUUGUUCGCUGUAUGUUAAG
This is a messenger RNA of Drosophila serrata, 1002 nucleotides long. RefSeq names its product Ras-related protein interacting with calmodulin (gene Ric). The record is from RefSeq and is a predicted model, not a curated record. Gene Ontology annotation, cellular component: membrane. Gene Ontology annotation, biological process: signal transduction. Gene Ontology annotation, molecular function: GTP binding; GTPase activity. Lineage: Eukaryota; Metazoa; Arthropoda; Insecta; Diptera; Drosophilidae.